UGGUAAUAUGCCUAUAAAUGAGUGAAUAGUGAGGAGUAAAAUAAAGAGAGAUAUAUGUAAUAUAAAGACAAGUGAGAGAGCAGUAAAUAAGUUAACAGAGAACAAGAGGGCCAGAUAAGCAUAAUCUAUUUUAAAGCAGAAAUAGGAGCGGGAGAGAGUAGGAAGCGAAGGAAUCAACUUGAUCAACUAUGUGGUGGUUGCUGGUAGUUAUUGUUAAAGUCUGUCUUGGAACUUGGAGAGUGGUGGACAUAUAUAAUAAUACGGGUACUGGACCCAGUGGUUUUACACAUGCCGCGAGUACCUUUCAAAAGGAAAUACACAGCCGGUUGUCAAUACUCACGCUAACAUACGGCAACUCUUUAAUGUCUUGCUGAUCUAAUUAUUUUAUAUAUUUUUUUUACCAAUUGUUUUGUUUAUUUUUACCACCAGUUUCUCUGUUCCGGUUCUUUUUAAUUUUUUUGACAGUGAUUGACAAUCAUGGAGUUUGACAGAAGGUUCAUCAACGUCCUGAUGCUGAGCUUUGGCUUCAUGCUGGUUUUUACUGCCUUCCAAACAAUGGGCAAUAUUGAAAAAACGGUCCUGGAAAGUAUUAAGAAUGAAGACUCUAGCUUUAGUGGGGACGGUUACACAAGUUUGGCAAUUAUUUACGCAGCACUUGCUGUGUGCAACUGGUUGGCGCCUUCAUUUAUAUCAAUAACUGGUCCACGAGUCGCAAUAUUCGUCGGAUCAUGUUGCUACGCAUUUUUUAUAGCGUCAUUUUUAAGCCCAAGUGCGGAAUUUCUGUACACGGCAUCAGCGAUUCUCGGUUUCGGUGGAUCGCUGAUUUGGACUGGUCAUGGCCAGUACCUGACGGAAAAUAGCGAUUCCGAAACCAUGUCACGUAAUGCAGGUGUCUUCUGGGCAAUCUUCCAGUCGUCAUUGUUUGCUGGUAAUUUAUUCGUCUAUUUUAUGUUCACUGAGCCAACGAUCGAAGGAUACACGAGAAGACUUGUCUUCUGGGUGUUGACAGCCUUAUCAAUCGUAGGAACAUCGCUGCUUGCGUUCUUGAGAAGGCCGCCACUGUUGCUGUCACUUGGUGAAGCGGAAGGUGUCUCGACUGCGGAUAAAGAGCUGGCCAUGCCUGAACCCCAAGGGCAAAAAGGAUGCACUGCUGCUUGGAAUGCAUUCAAGGACGCCUUGAAACUAUUCGCGACACGGAAAAUACUUUUGCUGUCGUUGACAUUUAUCUAUACCGGUCUGGCACUGACAUUUUUCUCGGGCGUAUACUCAUCGAGUAUAGGAUUUACCGAGGCCAUGGGUGAGAAACGAAAGAGUCUCGUUGGAUUAUCAGGAAUUUGCAUUGGUAUUGGUGAGGUAGUUGGUGGUGCUAUCUUUGGAAUGCUGGCUUCCAGAGCUGGUACCAUUGGCCGAUGCACCGGCUGGCCGGUCGUUGUUAUCGGAUUUUUCGUUACUCUUUUUGCCUACAUCACGAUACUUUUAAAUUUGCCUAAUGACUCACCAUUCAGCGAUACCAAUCAAACGGGUUUCAUUGAACCCUUGCCUGUGUUGGCGAUGAUUGGAAGUCUUACUCUGGGUUUCGGUGACGCCUGCUUCAAUACUCAAGUCUAUUCGCUUUUGGGAGUUUUGUAUGCGAAGGAGAGCGCGCCCGCAUUUGCGCUUUUUAAAUUUUGCCAAUCAGUCGCCGCAGCAAUUAGCUUUGUUUACAGCAGUUACAUCGGCUUGCACGCCCAAUUGUCUAUUCUGAUAGUGUCUAUGGUAUUUGGAACCGCGGCGUUUUGUUUCAUCGAGCGCCGCUAUUCCAGAAAAAUUUGCGAUGACGCGGAAACUGAUACUACGUUGGGUAACAGCGUAAGUGUCGAUGAAUUAAAGAUGGAGGAAAGUACCACUGAUAAAUUUCUAUUGAGAAGACGCUCGGUUACAUUGAAACCUCUUAAAGUUAAAGAUGAACGAGUUGCCACUUUAAAAAAGGUAGCGGCUAUUCUUAAUAAAUCUGAAGUGAAUAGAACUCCUGAAGAAUUACAACUCCUGUCUUCCUGUGGCGACAUUGUAAAAGAGGUUAAUUUGAGGCAAAAGAAAAGAGAUAAAGUAAAAGCAAGACUAGAAGAAGUUGAAGAUCCCGUAGAUGUUUUGGAGGAAAAAUGUAUGAGACUGGCAGCCGCAAUCAGCAGAGCAACGACGUUAACUGUUUAUACAGGUGCUGGAAUAAGUACGGCUGCUUCUAUUCCCGAUUAUCGUGGCACUAAUGGCGUCUGGACACGCAUGCAACAGGGUAAAGACAUCGGGAAUCAUGAUCUCAGUUUGGCAGAACCAACAGUCACACAUAUGGCGUUGUAUGCACUAUACAAAGCCAAUAUUCUUAAGUAUAUAGUAUCGCAAAAUUGUGAUGGACUUCAUCUACGCAGUGGUAUACCACGAACGUCAUUAUCUGAAGUUCAUGGGAAUAUGUACGUGGAGGUAUGUCGGAAUUGUAAACCGUCACGUGAGUACUGGCGACUCUUUGAUGUGACGGAAAAAACAGCGAGAUAUUCACACGGCACUGGCAGGAUGUGUCAUAAAUGUAAUUCUGUGCUCCAAGAUUCGAUAGUGCAUUUUGGUGAGAGGGGUAAUUUACCGUGGCCGAUAAACUGGAAUGGUGCUAGUCGGGCGUCUAAACAAGCUGACGUAAUACUGUGUCUUGGUUCAAGUCUCAAGGUAUUAAAAAAAUAUCCGUGGCUGUGGCAAAUGGACAGGCCGGUACACAAACGAGGGUCGCUAUAUAUCGUCAAUCUGCAGUGGACUCCUAAAGAUGAGAAUGCUGCGCUUAAGAUAAAUGGACGUUGUGACGAUGUUAUGACAAGGGUUAUGAACCACUUAGGAUUAGAAAUUCCACAAUACAAUAGGUCAAAAGAUCCAAUCUUUUACCAUGCUAUAAGACUGCAACCCAGUGAGCUUAGCACGACAUCACAGCCGUGCUUAGAAGAGCCUCCAGUAGCUUUAAGUUGUAGUGAUAAGUCUUUGGAAGUAAGUGAAGAUGCGGAUGAGAUUAUAAGUUCACAUAAAGAUAAAAGUAAAGAUGAAGAUGAUGAUGAUGAUGAUGAUGAAGAUGAAACAAUACCAAAAACGGAAGAAGACUGCACAUCGCCGAUUGGACUUGCUGAACAAUUAACCGCCUACUCGGCACCAUUUUUCACAGCAUUACCAUUCCUAUCCAUGGGCUUGCCAUUUCCCCCGAUGUUUUUCUAUCCUCAGAUGACGCCAUUGCUUUACUAUCCGUUCAUACAGUCGGCGACGCUGAAGCAGGAAAAAAUAAAAGAGCCUGAACCGAAACCGGCGUGUGGGUUUUGCAUGGAGAACGAGCGCUCGCCAGUUUGUUUAUUUUACCAGCUCGACGGCAACGACCAAGCGCCCAGCGAAGUCGCGGCUAUCGAUACUGAAAAUGAAAGCAAUAUCGAACAAAUAAUAACUGAAACUGAUGACGCCUCAGCUCCCGCUGCGACCGCUAAAAAUCCCGGGUGGUUUGGCAAAGGCUACCGCAAGGGAUUACGUAAGAAACGGUAGCAUCGGCUAAUCUCAGCAUCGUGAUUGAUAUUUCACGCUAAAAUAAUCGUAGACAGCAUGAAUAUCAAACGAGGAAUAAUUCCCCAUCCAUAAGUAAUCUCCUUAUCAACAAACGCAAGAAGUGCUGGUCUAUUAGGACGCACUAAUUCCAUUAUCAAACUCAUCUCCAAGUUGAUUCAAUCUCGGCGUAUAAAUUAUUUUCAAUUAUCGCGAGAAACCUGUUGUGUUAUUAUUUUAUUAAGUAUUAUCAGCAUUAUUUAUUUAUACUAUACAUGUUCAUAUACAUUAUUAUUGUAACAAUAAUAAUAAUAAUAUUAAUAAUAAUAAUAAUAAUAAUAAUAAUAAUAAUAAUAAUA
Messenger RNA from Microplitis mediator, 3893 nucleotides. RefSeq lists its product as uncharacterized. Gene Ontology annotation, molecular function: NAD+ binding. The record is from RefSeq and is a predicted model, not a curated record. The transcript is spliced from 7 exons. NCBI's taxonomy places the organism in Eukaryota, Metazoa, Arthropoda, Insecta, Hymenoptera, Braconidae. The coding region runs from base 478 to 3537 and encodes 1019 amino acids.